GGAUUUUAAAUAUUAAACUCUAAUUGUCCAAACAGUGUCUGUGGUUCACUUCCUUAACCAUGUUUGCUGCUCUUGCAGGUGCAGCUCUGUUAUGCACACACAGCCCUCCUCUCUGUUUCCAACAACACCUGCAGUUAAAAAAAAGAGUAAAAACAAACUGGUUGGUUCAGGUUGCAGCAUUUUCAUUGGUCGCUCUCUAAGGAUCUGCCCUCACCUGUACUGCACCUGUAUAACAACCAGGUGAGAACAAAGUGAAGCACCGAUCGCAGUUGUUGCUGAUCCAGCUGUGUGUGUGUCAACAGUACGAGGAAUCCAGUGAGUACCUGCUGUUACCUUAAACUUAGUUAAGUGACAGGUUUGCUGUCCUAUCAGAACAAGAAUGAGAAUAAGCACAAAUUAGUUUUUCAAGUCAAGGAAAAGGCAAACUUUCAGGUUUAUAGAAAGAUAUUAUUUGUAAAUUAAUGUUAAUAUUGGAUGUAAAAAUACUCAACAAACCCCAGGAAGAGACUUUGGUGGGCUCAGUGUUUUCUCAUAUAAACACGUCUUUUACCGACAUUUACCGUUUUACCUUUAAUGACUUACUGCCCACAUGUGCUGUGUCCGUGUGCCGUCAGUAACAUUACUGAUAAUCAAUAGUAUGUGUCUGCAUUCCAGAAUAAAAGUCUUUAUGUUUUUCUUUCUGUCAGGAUCAGCAUGGAGGAUCCAGAUGAUUCGUGCCCAGAAGAAAUUCCUGGAGUUAAAGAAGCCCUGAAGAACAACGACACGGCCGGAGCAGCAAAAAGGAUUAAAGAAUAUUUAGAAAAACAAACCAAUGUCUCGUUAAAUAUCGCCAUCACAGGAGAAAGUGGUGCAGGUAAAUCCACCUUUAUUAAUGCCUUCAGGGGGAUAAAGAACAGAGACGAGGGAGCUGCUCCUACUGGUGUCACAGAAACUACGUCAGAGGUCACACCGUACCCCCAUCCAGAUAAUCCCAACGUCACUUUAUGGGAUCUUCCUGGAAUCGGAACCAAAGACUUCCCAGCGAGGAAAUACCUGAAGCUUGUUGGGUUUGACAAGUAUGACUUCUUCCUCAUCAUCUCAGACACUCGCUUCAGAGAAAACGACGUGAAACUCGCUCAGAAGAUUAAGAAGAUGAAGAAAAAUUUCUACUUUGUUCGCUCAAAGAUCGACAACGAUAUCCGAGCCGAGGAAAGUGUUUCAGACUCCAGCAAAGAGAAAACUCUCACAAAAAUCAGAGACGACUGCAUUCAGCGACUCAAAGACUUAGGCAUCGAGUCUCCACGAGUCUUCCUCAUGUCGAGUUUUCAGCUCCACAAGUUCGACUUCUCUCUCUUACAGACCUUAGAGAGAGAGCUUCCCAAAGAUAAGAGGGACACUCUGCUGUAUGUCAUGCCCAACGUCAACCCCGACGUCAUCAGCAAGAAGAAAAAAGCUUUAAAGGUACACUUAUAUCUCUUGGCCACUCUGUCUGCAGCUGCUGCAGCUGUUCCCGUUCCCGGGCUUUCUGUUGCUGUUGAUGUUGCUGUGCUGAUUGGUGCUGUCACACAUUUUGUACAUGCGUUUGGUCUCGAUGUCCAAUCUCUGAAGAGACUCGCUAUCAGAACAGCUGUGUCAUACACUGAGCUGCGUGAUGUCAUCAUUUCACCAGUGGCUGCGAAGGAAAUUACUAAAGAGCUCUUCCUGAAGGCGUUCGCCCAACUUGGAGGAGCAGCUGGAUUAAUUGGAGCAGAGGAAGUGUCCAGAUUCAUUCCCAUAGUGGGAAUCCCGGUAGCCAUGAGCCUCUCCUUCGUCACGACCUACAGAGUUCUGAACUUUAUCCUCAACCAGCUCGCUGAAGACGCUCAGAAGGUGUUAAAGAAGGCUCUGGUCUGAGCGUGGAAGUAAAAGGCAAUGAAACUCAGUGAAACUGGGAUUCACACAUGAAACUCAUUAAACCAGUCUCCUUGUACAGCUGGUCAGCUUCACACACUCAAACUUUUCUCAUCAUCACAUAAAUACAGAAACAAACAUCAUCAUAUUAUUCAGAUAUGAACUGUGUAAAGUGUAGAAGUCUGAGUCAUUGUCAUGUUUUUCCUUUGUGUAAGUGCUUCCUCAGGACAGUCAUCAGGAGAUACGAUGACCCACCUUCAACUAGUUGCGGCAGAUGGCUGCACUUCCUGGGUCUCCUUCCUGUUAAAGGCAGUUUUUCCUUCCCUCUGUCACCAGGUCUUUGGUCACAGAGUGAUGUCUGAUUGUUGGGCUUUUCUCUGAUUUGUAGGGACUUAACUGAACCUAAUUUAUCUGAGCUGUUUCUACCUUUACUCAAACGUGUCUUGUUGUUUGAAUAAAUUGUGAUGAAACUGGU
Oreochromis aureus is the source of this 2344-nucleotide messenger RNA. RefSeq names its product interferon-inducible GTPase 5-like. Gene Ontology annotation, molecular function: GTP binding. The record is from RefSeq and is a predicted model, not a curated record. Bases 694 to 1872 code for a protein of 392 amino acids. The transcript has 2 exons. Gene Ontology annotation, cellular component: membrane. NCBI's taxonomy places the organism in Eukaryota, Metazoa, Chordata, Actinopteri, Cichliformes, Cichlidae.